AUGUCGACGCUGCUGGAUCUGAAGAGCAGUGUGCUAAGACAAGUCCAGAGGAGUCAGUCCCUGCGAAGCAGGAGGGAACCACCGACCCCGGUCAGCAGCCCUCUGACACACCGCUCCGGCACCGUGGUCCAUAGGGUUUCGAAGGGUAACGGCGAGUUCUUUGAGCGCAUGAAUAGAAUCCUCCAGAAGCAGGAUAGCAUACUGUCUGCCACGCAACCUGAGGGUGAGAGCUGCUCCUCUCCUCCGCCGCCAGAGCAUGCGGAGCAGGUUUUUGUUCCGGAAAGAUCCACCAGGAGAGAGCUGGACCUCCUAUAUGAAGAAGCUGUGUACACAGUGGUCAAUCGAGUAGGAGUGCCAUCCCCUGAGUACGUGACCAAUGAAGGAGACAUCUUCAGCUACCUACAGAAAGUCUUUGAUAUGGGACAAGAGGAGCAUGACAUUAUACUGCAGAGAGUGAGAGAAUCCAAGAGAGCGAGCUUUGCCCUCAGGGUUUCCGUCAUGAAAGCAAAGAACCUCAUGGCUAAAGAUGCUAACGGAUACAGUGACCCGUACUGCAUGCUGGGAAUUCUCCUGGGCCAGAGUCCCAAGGAGACGGAGGAGAGAAAGGAGAGGAAAUUCAGCUUUCGUAAGAGGAGGGAGAAGUUGGAGAAGCGCUCCAGUGUCAAAGAGGUGUUGGCUGCGAGGUGUAUCCAGGUGACUGAUGUCAAAUCAGAGACACUCAACCCGGUGUGGAACGAACACUUUGUUUUUGAUAUCGAUGAUGUUCAUAAUGAUCUACUCCAUCUGGACAUAUGGGAUCACGACGAUGAUGUCUCUGUCGCGGAGGCGUGCAAGAAACUCAACGAAAUAAGUGGAUUUAAAGGCAUGGGCAGGUAUUUUAAGCAGAUUGCCAAGUCUGUGCGUGCCAACGGAGCGGCGGCAUCUGGAAGCGAGGAGAACGCAGACGACUUUCUGGGGUGUCUAAACAUUCCCCUGAGCGAGAUCCCGGUUGUUGGAUAUGAUAAAUGGUUCAAACUGGAGCCGCGAUCCAGUGCAUCCAAAGUGCAGGGGGAAUGCCAUCUGAUCCUAAGGCUGUUCACUACCCAGAGGGACACGGCUUUGAGCAAGAUGAUUUCAAAUGUGGCCAUUCACAAGAAGAUGCUGAGUCAGAUUUUGGAGUAUGAGCACGCUCACAUUAAGAAAGAACCUUACAACUGGAAUGGACAAGUUAGUCCACCGGCUUGGACUGUGCUUUCCCAUCAUGCAGUGCAAGCUGACCUUUCACCCCUCCAACAGGCUAUCAUACGCUGGCAUUGCUACAGCAGUCAUCAUCUCUCUCAGAGGAUGUGCUACUCUCUGCUCCUCCGGCUGCUCAAGACCAUCGAGGCUGAGUGGGAUGCCUCAGCUGUCCACGGGGAGCUGGGAAGUGAGCUGGCGGAAAGCUUCAGACUCUACUGUGACUACUGCUUGUCUCUGAUGAAGAACAUGCGACAGGUAUUCCCCUGCACCAACCCUGCUGCUGUCACGCGCUGUGAACUUAUGCUGAGGAGUAUAGGGCACAUGCAAACCAUGCAAGCAUUCAAGGUGGCUUGCCCCUCCCGUAAUGAGCUCCACCUGGAAAUCGCGACCGUCAUUAAGAAAGGAACACUCGAGUGGUACGAAGCAACAAUCUCACACUUCAAACCAGAUGAAGGGACUCUUGAAGAGCAGUUGUCGCGUCUGGUUCAAGUGGUGGAUGCAGUUUGUGCCGAUGUUCGAACAGGACAGAACAUCUAUAAUAAGCUCUACUACAGCUCAGUAAAAGUGGAUUUUUUCAGCAUCUCAUACCGACAGCUCGAGAAACUGGUGGCAGAUGACGUGAGCGUUGCCAUGGAGAGGGUUUGCGGGACCCUGGAGCAGGAGAGCUCUCGUCUCACCCAGACCAUGGGGGAGACCCUCUUUGAGCUCUACAUGUCUCUGAAGACCCUCAAACGCUUCAGGGAGUUCCUGCCUCUCAAGGAUGCUAAAAUGUUGGCACUGACUGGCUUUCAUAACUGGUUCAAAACCUCCAUCCACAAGUGGCUGCAGAUAGUUCACGAAAGAUCGUGCGACCGGAUCCGAAGAGCGGUUGAGAUGGACCAGUUGGAGCCUGUCCAGCAGCAGGCCAAACACAGCUCCUCCGCGGUGGAGGUGACCACGUGCUUCAGCCAGGUGCGGGAAUUCUGGGCCGAACUCGCCUGGCCCGACUCAGCGGGCGCCUUCAUCUUCAUCACCCGUCUGACAGAUAAUUUCUGUAGCGAGGCGGUGUGUUACUCUGAGCUGAUAAAACAUAAGAUUGAGAGGACGCAGCUGGGACGAGACCACAAAAGCCUCACGGUGCAGCUGUGUGUUGCGCUGAACAACACGGAGCAUGUCCGGGUGUACCUGGGGGGCCUUCCACGCGACCUGGACUGGCGGGGAGUGGAACAGGCCAUGGAGGAGUCGUGUGGAGCGGAGGGAAAGGAGCAGGUCAACAAGUCCCUGAACGGCCAGCUUUACAAUGCCGACAUCGACCUCCAGAGGGAGGCCAAACGCCUCAUCACCCACCUGACUGAUAAGAUGCUACCAGAUUUAAAAAGAUACAUACAACACAUUAGCCUUUCUCCAGACUCCAUAAACAACGAUGAAGCAGUGUCUCCUCUGAUGAAAUACCUUGACAACACUGUAGCCAUCCUCAAUGAGUCACUGGUCAAAGAAACUCUGGCACGGGUUCUCCAAUGCCUAUGGGAGGUUCUCCUCAGAAUGAUUUUGGACACUGUGGCAGAGAACCGAGGUGUUCAAGUGGAGUUCUAUAACAGGUUCCAGUAUACCGUUGAGACUCUUGUGCAGUUCUUCCACGCUGAAGGAGACGGCCUGCUUCUGGAAGACCUGAAGAGCGGAGAUUACAAGGCCCUCGAAGAGGAGCUACGUCUGAACAAAUGCUCCUCCUUUGAGCUGAUCGAGCAAUACUUUCUGGAGAAAAUCUCACAGCAGAGGAUCCUAAAGCACAGCCGGUUCGGCCGCAUAAGCGUGAAAUGUUACUAUGAUGCUCCAGAGCAGAGGCUUACGGUGGAAAUUCUUCACGCCGCCGACUUGAUCGCUCUGGACGCAAACGGUCUCAGCGACCCAUUUGUCAUCGUGGAACUCUGUCCUCACCAUCUCUUCCCAAUGGCUAAGAGCCAACGCACUCAAGUCAAGCUGAAGACUCUUCAUCCUGUCUUUGAUGAGCUCUUCUACUUCCACGUAAGCCCUGAGCAGUACAGACACAGGUAUGCCUGUUUGACCUUCACUGUGAUGGACUAUGACUGGUUGUCCACCAAUGAUUUUGCGGGCGAGGCAGUGGCCCCGCUGAGUGACUUCUGCUGGCCGGGCAGACCGAACGCCACCCCCGCCGGCAAGACUGUGCAACCCUUUAUCUUGCACCUGUCCCGCCAAAAACCCAGCGAAAAGCCCAUCAUGAAGAUGCUGGAGGCGAGGACUGGCGACCGAGAAGCACAGGAGUUUGUCCGAAGACUGAAGGAGAUUGAAAAAUCAAUGGAAGAGGAGUAA
Molecule: messenger RNA, 3525 nt
Organism: Chanos chanos (milkfish)
Lineage: Eukaryota; Metazoa; Chordata; Actinopteri; Gonorynchiformes; Chanidae
Gene: baiap3
Product: BAI1 associated protein 3
Exons: 33
Coding region: 1-3525 (1174 amino acids)
Biological process (GO): positive regulation of neurotransmitter secretion; regulation of dense core granule exocytosis
Cellular component (GO): recycling endosome membrane; late endosome membrane; plasma membrane
Molecular function (GO): SNARE binding
Source: RefSeq, a predicted model, not a curated record